This is a messenger RNA of Sus scrofa (pig), 1041 nucleotides long. Its product is annotated as olfactory receptor 5B12-like. Gene Ontology annotation, molecular function: G protein-coupled receptor activity; olfactory receptor activity. Gene Ontology annotation, cellular component: membrane. The record is from RefSeq and is a predicted model, not a curated record. Gene Ontology annotation, biological process: G protein-coupled receptor signaling pathway. Lineage: Eukaryota; Metazoa; Chordata; Mammalia; Artiodactyla; Suidae.
AUGGAGAACAUUUCAGAGGUGACUGAAUUCCUUCUCAUAGGGUUAACAGAUGCCCUAGAGAUGCAGGUGCCUUUCUUUAUAAUCUUCACUCUCAUUUACCUCAUCACUCUGAUUGGGAACCUUGGGAUGGUCAUGUUGAUUCUGUUGGAUCCUCGACUCCACACUCCCAUGUACUUUUUCCUCAGUAACCUUUCCCUGGUGGAUUGUGUGUAUGCAUCCGCUGUUACUCCCAAAGUAAUGGCGGGGUUUCUCACAGGAGAUAAGAUUAUAUCCUACAAUGCAUGUGCCACCCAGAUGUUUUUCUUUGCAGCCUUUGCUACCAUUGAAAGUUUCCUCCUGGCCUCGAUGGCCUUUGACCGCCAUGCAGCAGUGUGCAAACCCCUGCACUACACCACCACCAUGACAAGUACUGUGUGUGCCUUGUUGGUCACUGGCUCCUACUUCUGUGGACUCUCCCAGUCUUCCAUCCAUGUUGCUUUGACUUUCCACCUCUCCUUCUGCCGUUCCAACGUGGUUAAUCACUUUUUCUGUGACAUUCCCCCACUGCUGGAUCUUUCUUGUUCUGAUAUCUACACAAAUGAGAUUGUGCUCUUCACAUUGGCCUCAUGCAAUAUCUUUUUCACUCUUUUGGUUAUCUUGAACUCUUACCUGUUUAUUUUCAUUGCUAUCCUGAGAAUGCACUCAGUUGAGGGACAGAAAAAGGCCUUUUCCACCUGUGCCUCCCACCUCACCACUGUUUCCAUCUUCUAUGGGACAAUCAUCUUCAUGUACUUACGGCCAAGUUCCAGUCAUUCCAUGGACUCAGACAAAGUGGCAUCUGUGUUCUACACCAUGGUCAUCCCCAUGCUGAACCCUGUGGUCUACAGUCUGAGGAACAAGGAGGUCAAGGGUGCAUUUAAGAAAAUGGUGGAGCCAAAAGAAUUCGCCGACAGGUUGGAUGUGGAGGCAGAAAAGAAAGAGGCGACCUCUACAAAGGGUCAUAGUUUACCUCCAAGAAGAGAAAUGGAAGAGGAGCAGGUAGUGAGGAAAAUCCAGGGCUAA